AUGUCGUUCCUCGGCGGAGCAGAAUGCUCGACGGCAGGCAACCCUCUGAGCCAGUUCACAAAGCAUGUUCAAGAUGACAAGUCGCUACAGAGGGACCGCCUAGUAGGCAGAGGUCCCGGUGGUAUGGAAAGCAUGCGAAGCCAGAUGGGAGCCCCACAAGAUGCUAUGAUGGAAGAGUUCAUGCAACAACCCGCACACCUAGGUCCAAGUUUCCAAGACUCCCCGUUCGCCAUGGAGCAGAUGCGCCGUGAGCUCGACCAAGCUGCAUCCCCCGCACCUGCCCACUGGGCCGCCGAGUUCGAGCCGCAAAUGUCCGACCAGGCUGGCCCUGCAUUCGCCCACCAGAACAAUGGUGGUUUCAACCCCCAAGACUUUGCUCGUUUCCAGCAAAAUUCCGCCGCGAGGACGGCGAGUCCGCUCAACAAUGUCCAGCAAACUCCCAUGGCUAGAUAUCAGUCGCCUAUGCAGUAUGGCGGCAUGUACGGCAACGGUAUGGGUAUGAGGAUGGGCAUGGGAGGUAUGGGAAUGGGUGGCAUGGGCAUGAGUGGCAUGCAGACACCGCAAGAUCAGCAACAACAAUCCAAGGGCAAAGAGCGCAUGGUCGAGCUAGAUGACAAGGACUGGGAAGCUCAGUUUGCCGAGUUGGACACUACACAAGAGCAACAGAACGACCAACUUGAUGCAGAAGCAAAUGCGGCCAUGGAGGCAGAGCUGAACGCCAUGGACAGGUCAGUUGAUCAAGAACACUCCGAAACGCUGUUUGGCGAUUUCGAGUCGGUAUGGCAGGGUAUCCAAGCUGAGACGACUCAAAACAGAGACUUUGUCACCCACGAGACCUUCGGCGACGCGGACGACCGCUUCGAUCAGUGGGAUGGCUUCGACGGCCUCAACACUCACCGCGACCCCUCGCUGGGCGACUACAUGUUCGAGGACGACAACCCCUUUACCGAACUCGCCAACCCCUACGAUGAAGGCAUGAAGAUCAUGCGCGAAGGCGGCAACCUCUCACUCGCCGCUCUGGCCUUCGAAGCCGCCGUGCAGAAAGACGCAGACCACAUGGGUGCUUGGACAGCCCUGGGCCAAGCCCAAGCACAGAAUGAAAAGGAAUCACCAGCCAUUCGCGCUUUAGAGCAUGCUCUCAAACUCGACCCCAACAAUCUAGAAGCUCUGAUGGGCCUGGCCGUGUCAUACACAAACGAAGGCUACGACAGUACCGCCUACAGGACCCUCGAACGCUGGGUGGCCACAAAAUAUCCUUCCCUCAUCAAUGGUCCUCUCUCCUCCCAGGAUGACGAGAUCGGCUUUACCGAUCGUCAUGCUUUGCACGAGAAGGUGACAGACCUGUUCAUACAAGCCGCACAACUAUCGCCGGACGGGGAGCAGAUGGAUCCUGACGUUCAAGUCGGUCUUGGUGUCCUCUUCUAUGGCGCAGAAGAAUACGACAAGGCAGUCGACUGCUUUGGUGCCGCUCUGGCCUCGACAGAAGAAGGCAGCACAAACCGACAAGAAGAGCUGCAUCUCUUGUGGAACCGUCUCGGUGCCACGCUCGCAAAUUCCGGCAGAUCUGAAGAGGCCAUCGAUGCAUAUUCUCGUGCUUUGGAGAUGCGACCCAACUUCGUCAGAGCGCGCUACAACCUAGGAGUUUCAUGUAUAAACAUCGGUUGCUACGAAGAAGCCGCUCAACACCUCCUAGGCGCAUUGGCAAUGCACCGCAUCACGGAAAAAGAAGGUCUUGAAAAGGCAAGGGAGGUGGUCGGUGACACUAACAUGACAGAUGCCAAGCUGGAAGCCAUGAUUACUCAAAACCAGAGCACGAAUCUCUACGACACUUUGAGAAGAGUGUUUGCACAGAUGGAGCGUAGAGACUUGCAAGAGCUCGUCGGCCCUGGCAUGAAUCUCGAGGAAAUGAGGCAGCAUUUCGAGUUCUAG
Messenger RNA from Aureobasidium pullulans EXF-150, 1929 nucleotides. Its product is annotated as TPR-like protein. Gene Ontology annotation, biological process: protein import into peroxisome matrix, docking. NCBI's taxonomy places the organism in Eukaryota, Fungi, Ascomycota, Dothideomycetes, Dothideales, Saccotheciaceae. The coding region runs from base 1 to 1929 and encodes 642 amino acids. Gene Ontology annotation, cellular component: cytosol; peroxisomal membrane. Gene Ontology annotation, molecular function: protein binding. The record is from RefSeq and is a predicted model, not a curated record. The transcript has 2 exons.